Phragmites australis (common reed) is the source of this 2015-nucleotide messenger RNA. Its product is annotated as 70 kDa peptidyl-prolyl isomerase-like. The coding region runs from base 134 to 1795 and encodes 553 amino acids. The transcript has 13 exons. Lineage: Eukaryota; Viridiplantae; Streptophyta; Magnoliopsida; Poales; Poaceae. Gene Ontology annotation, molecular function: peptidyl-prolyl cis-trans isomerase activity; protein binding. The record is from RefSeq and is a predicted model, not a curated record. Gene Ontology annotation, cellular component: cytoplasm. Gene Ontology annotation, biological process: protein peptidyl-prolyl isomerization.
CCUCCUCUCUCUCGCGUCGCCUCAUCAUUUACCCCUCGUGCUCUCUCUCUCGAACCUUCCAAAGCCAGAACCCUAGCGAGCUCGGAACCCUAGCAGCGCGCGGAUCUCAUCUCGCGCUCCCCGCUCCCCGCCCAUGGACGAGGACUUCGACAUGCCCGCGCCCGGCGCCGACGACCUGAUGGGCGACGACGAGAUGGGCGGCUUCGGCGGCGACGAGGGGCCGGUGAUGAAGGUGGGCGAGGAGAAGGAGGUCGGGAAGCAGGGGCUCAUGAAGAAGCUGCUCAAGGAGGGCGAGGGGUGGGAGACCCCCGAGGUCGGCGACGAGGUCGAAGUGCAUUACACCGGUACGCUCCUGGAUGGAACAAAGUUUGACUCAAGCCGUGAUCGUGGCACACCCUUCAAGUUCAAGCUGGGACAAGGUCAAGUAAUAAAGGGUUGGGAUCAAGGCAUCAAGACCAUGAAGAAGGGAGAGAAUGCUGUUUUCACUAUUCCUCCUGAACUGGCUUACGGUGAAUCGGGUUCACCUCCAACUAUUCCACCCAAUGCAACUCUGCGGUUUGAUGUUGAGCUGCUUUCUUGGACCAGUGUCAGAGAUAUUUGCAAAGACGGUGGCAUAUUCAAGAAGAUACUGAAGGAGGGAGAGAAAUGGGAGAACCCAAAGGAUCCUGAUGAAGUCCUUGUGAAAUAUGAGGCUCGGCUUGAGGAUGGUACUGUUGUAUCUAAGUCUGAGGGAGUUGAGUUUACUGUCAAAGAUGGGUUUUUCUGUCCUGCACUGGCGAGAGCUGUCAAAACCAUGAAAAAGGCAGAGAAAGUGCUCCUUACAGUCAAGCCGCAAUAUGGUUUUGGUGAGAAAGGUAGACCAACAGCUGGUGAGGAAGGUGAUGUGCCACCAAACGCCACUCUGCUCAUUGACCUUGAGUUGAUUUCAUGGAAGACUGUCACAGAAAUAGGGGAUGAUAAGAAAAUCCUUAAGAAAGUUCUCAAGGAGGGAGAAGGCUAUGAGCGUCCCAAUGAGGGUGCAGUUGUUAAAGUCAAAAUUACUGGAAAGCUUCAGGACGGCACAGUGUUUUCAAAGAAGGGGCAUGAUGAAGAGCCGUUUGAAUUUAAGACCGAUGAAGAGGAAGUAAUUGAUGGUCUUGAUCGUGCUGUACUGAACAUGAAGAAGGGAGAGGUUGCUCUAGUAACGAUUCCUCCUGAAUAUGCAUUUGGUUCAACUGAGUCGAAACAGGACCUUGAUGUAGUUCCACCUAACAGCACAGUGAUCUACGAAGUUGAGCUUGUAUCAUUUGUGAAGGAUAAGGAGUCGUGGGACUUGAACAAUGAAGAGAAGAUUGAGGCUGGUGGUAAGAAGAAAGAAGAAGGGAACACUCUUUUCAAAUUGGGCAAGUAUGCUAGAGCUUCCAAGCGUUAUGAGAAGGCUGCAAAGUAUAUUGAGUAUGACAGCUCAUUCAGUGAAGAUGAGAAAAAGCAAUCCAAGCAACUGAAGAUCAGCUGCAACUUGAACAAUGCUGCCUGCAAACUGAAAUUGAAGGACUACAAGCAAGCGGAGAAGCUUUGUACCAAGGUUCUGGAGCUAGACAGCCAAAAUGUUAAGGCUCUAUACAGGAGGGCGCAAGCUUACAUCCAACUUGCUGACCUAGAGCUAGCAGAGGCCGAUAUCAAGAAGGCGCUGGAAAUCGACCCUGAUAACAGGGAUGUGAAAUUGGAGUACAAGACCCUGAAGGAGAAGAUCAAGGAGUUUAACAAGAAGGAUGCCAAGUUCUAUAGCAACAUGUUUGCUAAGAUGACAAAAUAACUGGCCGAAGACAGCAAAGCUUGAAGUGGGGGAUGUACUGAAGCGAAGGUUCAAAACCUGCCGUCUGUGCUGCUUCCUAAGGACUCGUUCAUUGCUUCACAUUUUGCUUUGUGGACUACUUCCUAAUCUAGUAGUGCGCACGGAUACUUAGUAGUUGUUAAAACUGUGAUGAGGAACAUCUACUUCCAGGAUUAUUGGCUAAAUUUUCUUGUUGAGGUCA